CAAAGCAAAAAGUUUUUAAAAAUAGUAUUUUUUAUACAAAUAAAAAUGAAAGUUUAAAUUCCCAAGAAAAAUUUGUUCCUAUCACUGAUAUAAUUUCUGAGUCAACUAGAUCAAAUAAAGACAUUAAUUCUGCUAUACUUCUUAAAAAUGUAAACACAAGUAUAGAGAAAGUAGACAGAGCAGUUGAAAUUGAAUUGAUGUCAGAUUCAGAUUCUUCUGAUGAUCUUUUAGAAGUACCAACCAAUGAAUCAAGGACCCCUACUAAAACCUCAGGUUCCUCAUUUGAAAUUACAAUUCAACCUAGUGAAUUACUUCAGGAUGAUUUAUUUAGCGAUAUUUUCUCAAAGUCCCUUGUAAGUGGUGCUAAAACAUCAACAAAAACAUAUACUCAAAAUGCAAUCAUAAGAAACACAUUGUCUCGAAUUCCUGAAGAAACUAAUGAUAUUGAAAACAGAAAACUGAACAAAGAGAUAGCAAAUUAUCUAAAUGAAACUAUUUCUAAAAAAACAGAAUCUAUAGCGUUUUCAAAAAAGACUGAAAAGAAACCAGAAGAAGAAUUAACCAAAGAAACUGUUAUGACUACGAAAUCUAACGUUAAUAUUUCAGAAUCUAAUAAUAAAUCGAUAGGUCUUACAACACAGGAAAACAAAGAGAAAGUUGUAAAGGAAUUACUUCAAACACUAAAAGAUUCUAAUACGGUUUAUACAAAUGAAAACAAUACCCCAGAAAAAGCUGUAGACUUUUUAAAUACAAACCAAUUAAAAGAGAUACAAAGAAAUUUGGUAGAGGAACAGAAUCACCUAAUAUCAGAAAAAUCAAAUAAAGAAAGGCUGGCCACAAAUAUAACAGAUCAAAUGUACCAGGAGGCACAGGAAUUGCUCCAACUUUUUGGAGUUCCCUACAUAAUUGCACCCAUGGAAGCAGAAGCUCAAUGUGCCUUUUUAGAUUUAAUCAAUUUAACUGAUGGUACAAUAACUGAUGACAGUGAUAUUUGGUUAUUUGGGGGCAAAACUGUUUACAAAAACUUUUUCAAUCAAAAUAAGUAUGUUCUUGAAUUUAAAUCUGAAGAUAUAGAACAUCACUUUAAACUUACAAGGGAGCAGAUGAUACUUCUUGCAUUAUUGGUGGGAAGCGAUUAUACUGUAGGCAUACAAGGCAUUGGACCAGUAACUGCCUUAGAAGUUCUUGCAGCAUUUCCUCCCUCAAAAGUAACAGAAUUCUCAUUGUCUCAUCAACAAUUACUUUCUGGUCUCUUAGAAUUUCGAUCUUGGUUAACAGGAGGAAAAUCAAUACCAGGAAAAACAAGUUUACGGAAUAAAUUAAAAAACGUUGUCUUCACCGAAAAUUUUCCGAGUUACCAAGUUGUUCAAGCCUAUCUUGACCCUAAAGUGGAUACAAGCAAAGAACCAUUUUCCUGGGCAAAACCUGAUAUUGUUGCUCUUACAGAUUUUGCUAGAGAUAAAUUCGGUUGGACCCGAUUUAAAAGCGAAGAAAUAUUAAAACCAGUAUUAAAAAGACUAGAAGAAAAGCAUAUCCAAAAAUCGAUUAGAAACUAUUUUAAAACAAAAUAUAAACUUCAUUCUACUGAAACUGAAGCUAAAAUGAGCAAAAGAGUUCAAAAAGCAAUACAGAAAAUAGGUACUGAACCCAUUGAUUCUUUAGAUGAAGAUCAAACAAGUGAAAAAAGAGCCAAAAAGAAGAAAAAUGCUACUGGAAUUGAACAGGAGAAGUUACAAAAAACAAAAAAAACUAAGUUCAACAAAACCAUUGCAACAGACGCAAAUACUUCAAAACAAGAUACAGAUUUUGUUGAAAACCCUGGAAGAGUAAAAGCAGAAGCAUCAAAUAAAAUCUCUAAUAGUUUAUCUGUACUAAAAGGAAAAAAAUUGAAAUCCCAAAAGACUAAAAAAGAUUCGCAAGUUAAAAUAACCAGAAAAACAAAAGAAUUGCAAAAAAUUGAAAAAAAUGAUGACACAAACAAUAAUAAAUUAUCAGAAAAUAGUGAAAGUAUAGAAGAAGAAAGAGAAAAUAUAGAUAAACAAAAACAAAGCAAUAGUAAAAAAGCUAUUAAAAAACAAGUUUCCGAAUCGACUUGGUCAUUAUCUGCCCCAGUAACAGAAGAAAUUAAUAAAGUUCAACAAUCUAAUAACAAUCCCAAAGGCUCUGGAAUAGAUGAUGUCGACGUAGUAUCUGUGUCUAGAGAAUUAAAUGAAACUGACUCAAAUAAAAUUGGUUCUCCAGCAGAUUUCAAUCAACCGUCUACCUCUACAGCAAUCAUUCCAAAAAGGCCGAAAAACACAUCGAAAAAUAAUAAAAAACAAAAAAUUGACAUUAAUGAAGUUAUAAAUGGUGGUGAUGAAGAGAUGAGGAUUCUUCAAGAUGUUAUUACGCAUUCAAAAAGUAAAGUUGAACAGAUUCGUUUGCAAUUAACAAAUCAAUUAAAAAGAAAUACUCGAAGUACAAAAGAACCGAAAGAAAUAAUUAGAGAUGUAAGUGGACCAAUUUCCCCUCUUGAUCGACUAAAAACGGAAAAUAUACAUAAAAAGGAAGUAAUACCGCAAAAAAUACAGGACAAUUUAACAAUGAUGAGAAGCAAAAUGAAAGCCAUUGAGGUAUUAAAAACCAAAAAAAAUGCAACAAAGAAAAGGCCAAAAAUAAAAAGAAUGACUCAUAUAGGAACACAUUAUUUAUCAGAGAGUAGUAGUGAUGAAGAUAUUAAGAAAGCUUAAGCAAGUUUUGUAAUAAAUUGCAUGUAAUGUUAAUAGAUUCGUAAAUACCUUUUUAUUAUUUUGCAA
Molecule: messenger RNA, 2795 nt
Organism: Agrilus planipennis (emerald ash borer)
Lineage: Eukaryota; Metazoa; Arthropoda; Insecta; Coleoptera; Buprestidae
Product: DNA repair protein complementing XP-G cells-like
Exons: 3
Coding region: 198-2729 (843 amino acids)
Biological process (GO): nucleotide-excision repair
Cellular component (GO): nucleus
Molecular function (GO): single-stranded DNA binding; DNA endonuclease activity
Source: RefSeq, a predicted model, not a curated record